Messenger RNA from Populus trichocarpa (black cottonwood), 2565 nucleotides. RefSeq names its product probable galactinol--sucrose galactosyltransferase 5. The transcript is spliced from 4 exons. The coding region runs from base 1 to 2328 and encodes 775 amino acids. The record is from RefSeq and is a predicted model, not a curated record. Lineage: Eukaryota; Viridiplantae; Streptophyta; Magnoliopsida; Malpighiales; Salicaceae. Gene Ontology annotation, molecular function: galactinol-sucrose galactosyltransferase activity.
AUGUCGCCUCCAGGAAAUAGCAGGGAUAACACUGGUGAUUCAGGGAUGGUUGGUGGCAUUAACCCGUCUUUGAUCUCUCUUGAGGGAUCAAACUUCACUGCCAAUGGCCAAAUCUUUCUCUCUGAUGUCCCUGAUAACAUCACCAUCACUUCCUCUCCCUAUUCCCCCAUUGCCGGAUUCUUUGUUGGGUUCGAAUCGAAAGAACCCGCAGACAGGCAUGUUGUCCCUAUUGGGAAACUGAAAAGCAUAAGGUUUAUGAGCAUAUUCAGGUUUAAGGUCUGGUGGACAACUCACUGGGUUGGCUCCAAUGGCAGAGACCUUGAACAUGAGACUCAGAUGGUCAUGCUUGAUAAGUCUGACUCGGGACGACCCUACGUCCUCCUCCUUCCUCUUAUUGAGGGGCCUUUCCGGGCCUCUCUCCAGCCCGGCAACAACGACAACAUUGAUAUUUGUGUGGAAAGUGGUUCCACAAAAGUUUCUGGUGCCGAAUUCGGAAGUGUUCUUUAUGUGCAUGUUGGUGAUGAUCCUUACAAUUUGGUGAAGGAGGCCAUAAAGGUGGCGAGGAAGCAUUUGGAUACUUUUAGGCUUUUGGAGGAGAAAACUCCUCCAGGUAUUGUCGACAAAUUUGGUUGGUGUACCUGGGAUGCCUUUUAUCUUACUGUGCACCCUCAAGGUGUCUGGGAAGGUGUAAAGGGUCUGGUUGAAGGUGGUUGCCCACCUGGUCUUGUGUUGAUUGAUGAUGGUUGGCAAUCUAUUAGUCAUGAUGAGGACCCGAUCACAAAAGAAGGCAUGAACGCUGCUGUUGCUGGUGAGCAGAUGCCAUGCAGACUAUUGAAGUUCCAGGAGAAUUACAAGUUCAGGGACUAUGUGAGUCCCAAGAGUUUGGCUAUUGGUGCCAACGAUAAUAAAGGCAUGGGAGCCUUUAUAAAGGACCUCAAGGAGGAAUUUAAGUCUGUGGACUAUGUUUAUGUGUGGCAUGCACUAUGUGGGUACUGGGGUGGUCUGAGGCCUAACGUGCCUGGCUUGCCUGAAACUGAGAUUGUGAAGCCAAAACUGUCUCCAGGAUUGGAGAUGACGAUGGAGGACCUUGCCGUUGAUAAGAUCGUCAACAAUGACAUAGGGCUGGUGCCGCCGGAGAUAGUUAACCAGAUGUACGAGGGGCUUCAUUCCCACUUGGAGAAUGUUGGGAUUGAUGGUGUUAAGGUGGACGUCAUCCAUUUGCUGGAAAUGUUGAGUGAAAACUACGGAGGCAGAGUUGAGCUAGCGAAGGCAUAUUAUAAGGCCUUGACAGCCUCGGUGAGGAAGCAUUUCAAUGGAAAUGGUGUGAUCGCCAGCAUGGAACACUGCAACGACUUCAUGUUCCUUGGUACAGAGGCCAUCUCUCUUGGUCGUGUUGGUGAUGAUUUCUGGUGCACCGAUCCAUCUGGUGAUCCUAAUGGCACAUUUUGGCUCCAAGGAUGUCAUAUGGUGCACUGUGCUUACAAUAGCUUGUGGAUGGGCAACUUCAUUCGCCCUGACUGGGACAUGUUCCAGUCUACUCAUCCUUGUGCUGAGUUCCACGCUGCUUCCAGGGCAAUUUCUGGUGGCCCAAUUUAUGUCAGUGACACCGUUGGGAAGCACAACUUCCCCUUGCUCAGGAGGCUAGUGUUGCCAGAUGGUACAAUUCUCCGGUGUGAGUACUACGCACUCCCAACCAAGGAUUGCCUGUUUGAGGACCCUCUGCAUGAUGGCAAUACCAUGCUUAAAAUCUGGAACCUCAACAAGUUCACUGGAGUCAUCGGAGCAUUUAACUGCCAAGGAGGAGGAUGGUGCCGCGAGACUAGACGCAACAAAUGCGCAUCCCAAUUUUCUCACCUGGUGACUGCUAAGACCAACCCCAACGACAUUGAAUGGAAUAGUGGCAAGAACCCAAUUUCCAUUGAAGGAGUACAGGUGUUUGCCAUGUACUUUUCCCAGUCCAAGAUGCUGGUUCUCUGCAAACCAUACGAUAACAUUGAGAUGGCACUGGAACCAUUCAAUUUUGAGCUCAUUACUGUCUCCCCAGUUACUGCCUUGGCGGGGAAAUUAGUCCAGUUUGCUCCUAUAGGCUUGGUGAACAUGCUAAACACAGGCGGUGCUAUCCAGUCAUUGGCCUACAACGAUGCUAAUAGCUCUGUCCAAAUUGGCGUCACAGGAACCGGAGAAAUGAGGGUCUUUGCAUCUGAGAAACCAAUUGCUUGCAAAAUUGAUGGAAGAGAGGUCCCAUUUGAUUACGAGGAGUGCAUGGUUGUCACUCAAGUGCCAUGGUCUGCUCCUUCUGGUCAAUCUAUGGCUGAGUACUUGUUUUAGAGUUUAGGGUUUUGAUUAGGAAGGAAAUUGAUUGCUAUCAUCAUCAAACAUCAUUUUAUUAUUGGUUUGAAUUCCAAGGGACGUAUUAUUAUCCUAUCCUCCCUCUAAAUUGGGAAAAAGAAACAAGGAGGUGCUGCUCAGAUUGAUGGCCCGGUACAUUAGACCUUUUUUUCUUUUCUCUCGUUUAUAAUAACUAAGAAUUGAUAUGCUUUUCAUUGUAUCAGCUAAAUUUUAUCA